GCCACUAACCAAACUUUGUCACGCUGCUGCUGCUCCUGCAACGACGUACGCUCAUCUCCGUACACACCGGGCCAAAGAGGGAAAAAACGUCCCCACGACUGGUGUUGUGACUCUUACCUUGGGCCUCUCCCUCAACCGUUUCCAACUGGGUGAAGAAAGCGAAAAGCAGUUUUAAUGAAUCAGUAUUCGCUAGCCGACGCCAUGACAGACAACUUGAGGAUUUUAUAAUUCUCUCCGGAGGAAGAGCGUCGCAUCUUGUAAGGAGCCACAGAGGAAACUUCACAGUUCCGAAGUUACCAGAGUCUAACAUGGGGUUUGGCGUGCUGGGAGUGUUUCUGGGGCUGCUCCUGGAGGUGUCCACCCAUGGACCCCACGCUGUGCCUCGGACGUCCUGGAGACACCAAGAUUUGGAUCUGAUGGAGUUUUCCGAACCUGGGAUCUUCAACUACACCACAUUGUUGCUGAGUGAGGAAAAGGAUGCGCUGUAUGUGGGAGCCAGGGAGGCCAUCUUUGAGCUGAGCAAGAACGAUGUGACAGUCAAAAAUAACAAGGUUCAGUGGAAAGUUGCAGAAAACCCAAUGGCCAUGUGCACGCUGAAAGGGAAAUCAAAGGAGCGGGAUUGCCUAAACUACAUCCGAGUGCUCCAAGUCGUGGACAGCCAGCGGUUGUAUGUCUGCGGCACUCACGCCUUCCAGCCUCAGUGUGACUACUUGCACCUCUCUAACUUCUCAUUGGUCGGUCGACCUGAAGACGGCAGGGGGAAGUGCUCCUUUGACCCCUCUCAAAGCUUCACUACUGUUAUGGUUGAUGGGGAGCUGUACUCAGGGACAGCUUAUAACUUCUUAGGCAGUGAACCGAUUAUUUCCAGAUACUCUCCAUCACAGUCCCUGCUGAGGACGGAGUACUCCACAUCAUGGCUUAAUGAGCCCAGUUUUGUCUUUGCCGACGUGAUCAAAGAAGGCGCAAAUAGAGUGGAUGGCGAGGACGAUAAAAUCUACUACUUCUUCACUGAGGUGUCGGUUGAAUACGAAUUCUUUGGCAAGCUGCUCAUCCCCAGGGUGGCGCGCGUCUGUAAGGGUGACCUCGGGGGUCAGCGCACUCUCCAGAAGAAAUGGACGUCCUUCCUGAAAGCCAAGCUGGUCUGCUCCAUGCCCGAGCUCAACUUCGUCUUCAAUGUAGUACAUGACGUCUUCAUCCUGAAGGGAGCAGACUGGAGGGACACCGUGAUCUACGGGGUCUUCACCUCCCAGUGGGGUAACGUGGGUCUGUCAGCAGUGUGUGCCUACAACAUGACGGCUGUGGAAGAGGUCUUCUCAAAGGGCAAGUACAUGCAGAAGGCCACAGUGGAGCAGUCCCACACCAAGUGGGUCCGCUACAACGGCAUCACCCCUUCUCCACGUCCAGGAGCAUGUAUGAACAGCCAGAUGCGACAGCAGAACAUCAGCACCUCUCUCCACCUGCCCGACAAAACCCUCCAGUUUGUUAAGGACCACCCGCUGCUGGAGGAUCCCGUCCUGCCCAUCGGCAACGGGCCUCGCCUCAUCACCAAAGACGUCAACUACACUCAGAUCGUGGUGGAGAGGGUCCGUGCGCUCGAUAAGAACAUUUACGAUGUCAUCUUUACUGGAACAGAUAAGGGAAUCCUGCACAAGUCAGUGGUGAUCGAUGGAGAAGUGCAUAUUGUGGAGGAGAUUCAGCUCCUGAAGAACUCGGAGUCCAUAAAAAACCUGCUGCUGUCCUCUCAGACGCGCUCGCUGUAUGCUGGUUCAGACUCUGGUGUAGUGCAGUCCCCCACAGCUUUCUGCAGCAGGUAUCUGUCCUGUGAUGACUGUAUCCUGGCUCGAGACCCGUACUGUGCCUGGGACCCUCGCAACGCUGCCUGCGUCAACAUCUUUGAGGUUCCAAGUCGGCAUCAGAGGUUCAUCCAGAGUCUGAAUGGUGACGCAGACAAGUGUCCUUCAGUGUCAGGCCGGUCUCCGAAGGACUACCAGACUGUGACGGUGAAGCCGGGGAGCUCUGCUGAGCUGCCCUGCCUCGUUCACUCUAACCUGGCUCAGGUGAUGUGGAAAUCCAACGGUUCCCUUCUCACCGAGGCCUCCCGCUUCCACUUCAUCGGCGAAAAUGGCCUCCUCAUUUACAGCGUGGCUCCGGAGGAUCAAGGCCACUACGAGUGCUGGUCCGUGGAGUGGGCCCCCGCCGCCAGGAAGAACUUCACCCGCCUCCUGGCUGCGUAUGUCCUCGCUCUGGAUCUCCCAUCCAGACCCCCUCUCCAGGCGGGUCAUGUCACCACCACCCUUGGCGUUCAGGAUUCAUCUAGCACACACGGAGCUGAAGGUAAUGGUAAGACAGACAGAGCCACACUAGCUUCAGCCCUCGCCCCUCCCAGCUUCACAUCCCCAGUCCAGCUCACCUCCCCUCCCCAGACUGACUCAUCACUAACCCCGCCCCCAAGCAGCACAAUGAAGCUUCAGCCAAAGCCGCAUCUUCCCCACAGCUCCUACGCCCCCCUCCCAGACAGCCUGGAUCCAUCGGCGGAAUAUUUAGAGCAAAACAACAGCACCGCCCUCCUUCUUCUCUUCCUCCUGUUCUUCCUCCUCUUCCCUGCACUGGCGUACAACUGCUACAUGCAGUACCUACCGGCGCCCUGCCUGCGCAUGCGAGCCGCCCUGCUGGGCAGCCACAAGAGCGCCCAUCAGCCCGAGUAUCUCUCCUGCGAGGCGGGGCUUAUGGAGGCAUCCGCAACCGAGAAAAUAAACAUGACAGAGCAGCCCACGCAGAACGGCAGCCAGACCUCGCAAAACCUGCGGGCCCUUCGAGACACUGGGUACGAGACAGAGCCUGAGUGCAGCAACGGUCAGAUCCCGUCGCACAGUUUUUGCGGCGACAGCCAGUCUCAGGAGAAACCCUUUGAUGUGGACUGUGAAUCCCAGCCCAUCCAGUUUGCAGACGCAGAUGAACCCUACUGCUAACCAGAAGCUUCGGUUCCUCUUAGCACAGAGACUGUUCUCUCUUUCUCCUCCUUCGCACAACUUAUAACGCAAAGGUUUUCUCUUCAUAAAAGCAUGUUGAAGUGAAGUCAGGCGCUUUCAUUUCUGCCGUCUGGUUUAGAGCUGACAACAAGAGAACAAAAAACUGUUUUUUUGUGGGAAGCUGUGCCCUCUUAGCCGUGUCCAGCAAGAAAAGCUAUUUCUUAAAUUCCAAAUUGGAAACAUUGUUUACCAAAUUGGUAAGUUACCUUGAUGUUUUCCAAAUUGGAGUCAUGUCUUUGUACAGCCUGAGUGAAAAUUAUAAGCUUUUGCAUUUUUUUUUUUUUCUUUCAAAGCUAUGUUUUGGCUUUUUGGACUUUAGUCAAUGCUUCAACGUUACAGUAAUUUUUCUCAGGGAAGAUUUGCUCACUUUAGCCUGGCUUUGUUGUGCGGAGCUGACAUCUGCAGCUCGCGAUAUGUGGGCCUUAAUCUCACCCAGCGAGCGGUGAAGCAGGCCUGAAGGUCGUCAGAAAAGGAGAGAAGGAUGACUUUGCAUAUUAGGAAAAAAAAAAAAUCAACCACUGUCUGUCUAGUGUAGAGCUGCCUGGAAUGUUGCUGUAUUUAAUGUUUUUUCCCUCCCUGUGAAGCCGACGUGUCAACAGCUCUGAUGCUCCUGUGUAUUAACCCUUUACUAGUUCUCCUCCCUCUGUGGUCUGUGUAUGAAGUGAAUGUGUUCAGUAUGACAUGAUGCUUGAUUAUAUCAAUCAUCUCUUCUUCUUUUUCUAAAAACAGCCCUGGAACAAUCUGAAGUUGUUUUUUUUUUUUUUUAAAUGAAGGUUUUAUUUUAAGAACCUUUCCAGAGAAUUAUUAUUUAAGUCACAUCUGGGGUAAUAUCUUCUUUUUUUUUCUAGUGUGUAAGUAGCUCCUCAUUUGUUUUAUUUUAUUGUAUUUAUUGCAGCAGGUUUGUUUUUUUUAAGACCCUGUAUUCAUUCGUCUCCCCCCUUUCUGUACUGCAUGUCAUCUCUGCUCUAGAUUUCCUAUUUUUCCCUCAACACUCUCUUUUUCCAUCACUCCCUCCCUCACAGCCUCCUCUCCUGUCGACACUUCACACAUCCUGUCCUCUUCUGGAAGUAGCACCCCUUCCACCUCCACCUCCUCUUCCUCCUCUUCUUCCUCUUCUUCCACCUCUUCCUCCCGAGCCUCCUUUUCGCCCCACAACGUGGAGGCUCGGGAGGCAGAGGUGAGACUGUUGCCCCCCCUGCUGAAGGACCAGGCCUGGGGGGUUCACGCCCAGGAGGCCUUCCUGCUCUUCUGCCUGGCCCUGGGUGAGUGGUGCCUGUGACACUGACUCAACGCCACCUUCUCUCUUGCUCGGUUUGGAACCUUUCCCUUCCUGUUUUUUUUUUUUUUUUUUUUUUUUUUAACCCUUCCUUUUCUCUGUGCCAUUUUUUUUCCCCCACUGGCUCCCUCACAUUUUCUCACCUUGCAUGUUACCAUGAAUCAAAAAACUAACCAGGGUUCUGUGUGUUUCUGGAUUUCUUUAAAAGAAGCCUGCUUUGACUUUUUUGGUGUGUCGUUAGACGCCUGCAUUAUGAGUGAAUGUUUAAAAAUCCAAACCGGGGUUAAACUGUCAACCUCCUAGCGAUCUGGUUGUCUCAAAAUACUCAAUCUGGUGUGAAUUAAAGGUGCAGUUUGUGUAUAAUAUUGUAUAACAGCAUCCUGACUUGAAAAUGUAAAAUUUCUAGAAUCUCUCCUAAGAACAAAGUUAUACGAUGCUCAAAUGUGUUACACCUCAAGACUUUAUCUGGUUAUUUUUGGUGCCUGUAAACAAGUGUAAAUAUAUCUGUAUAUAUGGAAAAAUACAGUUAGAAGGUGUACAUAAUUCUAGGGAACAUUUUGAGACUGUUAUUGGUAGGGAAGCUAAAUAAAUCGUGUCAAAGGUUUUCAA
Messenger RNA from Labrus bergylta (ballan wrasse), 4914 nucleotides. The record is from RefSeq and is a predicted model, not a curated record. Lineage: Eukaryota; Metazoa; Chordata; Actinopteri; Labriformes; Labridae.